Catharus ustulatus (Swainson's thrush) is the source of this 4101-nucleotide messenger RNA. RefSeq names its product zinc finger and BTB domain containing 1 (gene ZBTB1). Gene Ontology annotation, molecular function: protein binding. The coding region runs from base 399 to 2327 and encodes 642 amino acids. NCBI's taxonomy places the organism in Eukaryota, Metazoa, Chordata, Aves, Passeriformes, Turdidae. Gene Ontology annotation, biological process: regulation of immune system process; negative regulation of transcription by RNA polymerase II; regulation of cytokine production. The record is from RefSeq and is a predicted model, not a curated record. The transcript is spliced from 3 exons.
UGGCAUCUCCAGAAACUGAAUGAUGGAGCUGUGCGGAUUAAACACUUAUAAUGCUUGUGCUGAAGAACAAAUGCCAUUUCGGGGGUGGAAAAGUCAAGUGGCAAGACCUAGAGGAAAGCCUGACCUGGCUUAUGUUUUCUCUCAGAUCUGUGUCAGAUAGCAGGGGAGCCGGAAAUCCCACUUACUCACAUGGGAUAGUUCCGGAGAAGCUGGAUGUUGUCAGACAGGAGCGGUUCAGACACUGGUGGGAAGAGGGCCUGGGACAGCUCCUGGAAGGAUGAAAAAAAGCACUGUCCCCGGGAUCUGUGACAGAGCGUGGCGGUGGCUGCCAGCCCUGUGCUCCUGCAUCGCCGUGAAGCUCCAGGAGGGAGGGCGGAGGGCUGUAAUCGAAGUACAAGAUGGCAAAAACCAGCCAUAGCAACUAUGUCCUUCAGCAGCUAAACAAGCAAAGAGAGUGGGGCUUUCUGUGCGACUGCUGCAUCGCUAUCGAUGAUAUUUAUUUUCAAGCACAUAAAGCAGUCCUUGCUGCCUGCAGCGCCUAUUUUAGGAUGUUUUUUAUGAACCAUCAAAACACUACAGCCCAGCUGAAUCUAAGCAACAUGAAGAUUAGCGCUGAAUGCUUUGAUCUUAUUUUACAGUUCAUGUAUUUAGGAAAAAUUAUGACAGCCCCUGCCAAUUUUGAGCAAUUUAAAGUGGCCAUGAACUAUUUACAGCUAUAUAAUGUACCUGAGUGUCUAGAAGAUAUACAGGAUACAGACUCAUCUAGUUUAAAAUGUUCAUCUCCUGCUUCUAGCACCCAGACUAGUAAAAUGAUAUUUGGUGUGAGAAUGUAUGAAGACGCACUUGCUAGAAGUGGCAGCGAAGCAAACAGGUGGGGCAUGGAGCCACCAAGUUCAACAGUAAAUACAUCCCAUAACAAAGAGCCUGAGGAAGAAACUUUGCAGCUCAACAGCUUCCCCGAGCAACUGUUUGAUGUCUGCAAGAAAAGCACCACGUCCAAAUUCUCUCACACAAAAGAGCGCGUGUCGCACUCACGCCGGUUUGGAAGGAGCUUCACCUGCGACAGCUGCGGGUUUAGUUUUAGCUGUGAAAAGCUACUGGAUGAGCACGUGUUAACAUGCACCAACAGGCAUUCCUACCAAAGUGCCAGGUACUACAGUGCUGAGAAAAUAGACUUUAGUGAAAAGAACUCUACUUCUAAAAUGAUUUCCACACAAACAGAGAAAUACAAGGGGGACUCGAACCACGCUGCGGACGAUUCAUCGUCUCCUGUGUCCAACGUCACGAGCAGAAAAAGCAGCACGGUUGCUUCUGAGACAUCAGGUGAAGAAGGAAGUAGAGCCUCUGAGAGGAAGAGGAUUAUCAUCAAGGUGGAGCCAGAGGACAAUCCUACAGAUGAGCUGAAGGAUUUUAAUAUUAUCAAGGUGGCAGAUAAAGACUGCAAUGAGUCUUCUGACAAUGACGACCUGGACGAUGAACAGGAAGAGCCGCUUUACAGAUACUACGUCGAGGAAGAGAUGAGAGAGAAGAGAAAUGCUCGGAAGACUCUAAAGCCUCGUUUAUCCAUGGAUGAGGAUGAAAGAAAGUGUUUGAAAAGUCCACGGCACCUUAACAGCAAGGCUCCUUCAGUGCAGGAAGAUGUGGAGAAUGCUCCCUGUGAACUUUGUGGGCUAACAAUCACUGAGGAAGAUUUGUCCUCUCAUUAUUUAUCCAAACACAUAGAAAAUAUAUGUGCUUGUGGCAAGUGUGGUCAAAUACUGGUCAAAGGCAAGCAGCUACAGGAUCAUGCACAGACCUGUGGAGAACCCCAGGAUCUGACCAUGAACGGGAUCAGAAAUUCUGAGGAGAAAAUGGACUUGGAAGAAAACCCCGAGGAGCAGUCAGAAAUAAGGGACAUGAUGUUUGCAGAGAUGCUAGAGGACUUCAGGGACAGUCACUUCCAAAUGAACAGCCUUCAAAAAAACCAGUUGUACAAGCAUUCUGCCUGCCCUUUCCGAUGCCCCAAUUGCGGCCAGCGUUUUGAUACUGAAAACCUAGUGGUUGAACAUAUGUCAAACUGCCUGGAGCCAGAUCUGUUCAAGAACUCCAUGCUGGAAGAGAACGAGAGGGAUCACAGACGUAAGCAUUUCUGCAACCUUUGCGGGAAAGGAUUUUAUCAGCGUUGCCACUUGCGGGAACACUAUACCGUUCAUACCAAGGAAAAACAGUUUGUUUGUCAGACAUGUGGGAAGCAGUUCUUAAGAGAGCGCCAGUUGCGGCUCCACAAUGAUAUGCACAAAGGCAUGGCCAGUAGUGAAAUAGGGACUUCUAAACUUCUGAACAACUGAGAGAACCAGAUUUGGAGAAGACAUGAGGAAGAACUGGUCGGCAAAAGAUUUCAUAAAAACUCAGAACCUCGUGUGCCAGAUCUGAAUUGGCACCACCUUUGCUUUUUUGACAUACUGCAGCAGUCGCAAAAGGCACCAAAGCAGUCAAAUUAGAACAUGCAGUAAAAGUUGUUUUGGACUCUUCUAUGUAUCAUAAAUCUUACUUCCUUGUGACUAUUACUUACAGCUGUAAAAAACAAAUUUGAAGUCUUUCAUGCAGCACACAGCCAAAAGAGGCAGAUGCCAGGUGUUAAGGGCUGCACUGAAAUGAAUUUGCAAAAUUUCUAUUCACAUGCUGGAGUGCUCUUUUUCUGAAAUGAGGCUUCUUAGAGUUGCUGUCAAAAACUGUGUAGAUUUUUUAGUUCAAACAUUACAAGUGUAUACUCAUGCACAAUGCUUAACUAUCAAGUGUUAAAAAAAGAAAAAAAAAAAAAGAGUAAGAGGUGAAAAAAACCCUUAAAACUGAGGACAGAGGGUCCCUGAGGAAGGACAGGAUGGUGAGAGUGAUCCAGCUGACUUGAUUCCCCCUGCUGCCAUGAUCAUCAUUUGCAAGCUGAAGAGGACCUUCCAUGGAGCACAGUGCUUGCAUGAGGAGAGUAAAGAAAUGGUGCUCUGGUCUUUUAAAAAGAAUGGUGAAAAUUUUUUACCAACAAGGAGAUGAGUAAAUGUGAAAUAAUCUUCACUAGGCACAGGGUGCACCUUGUUCUGGAGCUAAGCCUUGCAAAAGCUGGCUCGAAGAAUCAGGAUUUCAUGUUCAGAUUUGAACAUUUUAGAAGUGCUAAUGCUUCCAGCUAAAUUAAGGGGGGAGGAAAAAACCCUAACCAAAAAAGCAAUGAGGCAGUAAAUGUUCCAAAUUAGGGAAAGCAUGAAUUAUAAAAAUAUUAAUUUCUUUUGCUUCUCUUAGACAACAGUGGAUCAAAUUAAGACAUGUAAGCAGACUAAACAUGCUGAUUAUAUUCUGCUGUAGUUACGUAUCUUACUAAUUCUACUCAUGAUUAUAAAAGGAUGUUUCAUUGUUCACUUAUAACUGUUAUCCCGAGAAGAGUCUGUCUAUAAUUUUAUUUAAAAUCGGCAUCAUUUUCAUUACUGUUGUUACAAAGUGUGUACAAUAUUGUCUGUAUUGCAGCUUGUAUAGGGCAUGUGUCUGUGCUUGCUUUACUCUUUUUAAGUUUAUAAAGUUACUAUACAAAUGCAAGAAAAGAUGUUCACAUAUCUUUGAAUGUGGUUGCUUAAUCUAAUUACCUAGCCCCCCAAUGUUUCAGCAUAUAGAUGUUGAAGGUAGCAGCUCUAUUAACACAUAACACCUUAAACAUUAAUGUAGGCAUUUUAAAAGCCUCCGGUGCAGCACUGGAAUGCUGACACUUCAGUCCCAGUUGCUGUAUAGAGCAAAGGGGAGGAUGGUGAAUAUCUGGGCAAAGCCAGAUACCACUGGGGACUCUGCAGGGAGAAGAUAUCUAAGAGAAAAUGGGAUGUCCUUUCUAUAGCAAACAUGAAGGACCUUAAGAGUAGGACCACCACAAAGCAGAGGAGAGAAGGGAAUACAUUUAUAGCAUCGCCUUCAACAGUAUGCAAAGUGUAGGACAUCUAGAACAGGCUGUGACUGUUCUGUAACUUAGCAAUUACUUCUAGUCUAUGUAGAGUAUCAGUAAAGACAUUCCAGGUUAGUUAUCAUCAUCUUUAAAGCUUAUUCUGUGCUUUGCAACAGUAUCUUUAAUAAAAUACUCUUACAAAUCUG